This is a messenger RNA of Encephalitozoon romaleae SJ-2008, 2358 nucleotides long. Its product is annotated as proteasome regulatory subunit 2. Gene Ontology annotation, cellular component: proteasome complex; nucleus; proteasome storage granule. Bases 1 to 2358 code for a protein of 785 amino acids. Gene Ontology annotation, molecular function: enzyme regulator activity. Gene Ontology annotation, biological process: regulation of protein catabolic process; proteasome-mediated ubiquitin-dependent protein catabolic process. Lineage: Eukaryota; Fungi; Microsporidia; Unikaryonidae. The transcript has a single exon. The record is from RefSeq and is a predicted model, not a curated record.
AUGCAAACAAUAAGGAUUUUGCCGAACAUAAAAUCUCUUCUCAGGGAUGGAAAAGAGGCUGAGGCGGUUGAUGUGAUAAAUGUGCACGUGGAUGUAGUUGCCCCAUACAUAAAGGACGAUCUCAAAUACAUCAAGUCUGACGACCCAAAGACAAGUCUGUGCCUGAGCAAGAUCUAUUUCGUUCUUGAGGACUAUGAGAAGGCUAUAGAGUAUGCACUCCGUGCUGGGGAUCUUCUUGUUGAUGAUGGAUCGUUUUACUACACUUCUAUUGUUUAUCAUAUGAUGGAUUCUGUUGACAUGAAUACUGACGGUAAGGUCAGGGACUUUGUGCUCCGGGUUAUAGGGUCUGAAGAUGUGGACGACUCUCUAAUUGGAUAUUUAUUUUCCAUAAAAGCAUAUGGAUUGCUAAAGGAAGCGCUUGUGAGGCACAUGUCUGUGGAGAAUGAUUACAGGAAGCUUCUUGAUCUUCUUGUGUCACUAGGAGAAGAGGAAGGGUGUCUGAAAGAGAUAUAUGGGAUGUUUGCCGAGAUUGGGCCAAGAAAUAAGCCCUUCAUUUUUUAUGUUAUAGACGCCUACUUCUAUCUUGAAGACAUAGAAAAAGUGAAAGAGUUGAUUGAAAGACUUAUGAAAGAAGAUAUUCUUUUAUGCUACGAGGUUGCAUUCUACAUAGAGGAUAACUAUAGUCCUGAGAUUGAAGUUCCAAACGAAAAGGUUAUGCUUAUACUCAGCGGGGAGUUUAAGAAGAAGAUUCUUGGAGGGUUUCUUCUAGAAAAGAACCUUACCAGCUUCAAGUUUCUUGAAUCAAUAGCAAGAACUAGGACCCAUUACUUAGGGUUAGCCAAUUCUUUAAUGAACUUGGGGACCUCCAAUGACACGUUCUACAGAAGCAAUGCAGAUAUCUUUGGGCAGUCAAGUGAAUGGGCGAAGUUUUGCGAGGUGUCCAGUAUUGGGAUGAUUCAUCUAUUCAAUUCUAAUCCAUAUGAGAUACUCAAAAAUUACCUUCCUAGUGAAGUUAGCUUGAAGGAAGGGGGAGCUCUAAUGGCUCUGGGACUUAUAAAAGCAGGGACUUUUAGCGAAGAAGAUACAGAGUACCUUCUAUACUUUUUAGACACAGAGGAUACACUCACACCCGAGCUAGCAUAUGGUGUAUGCUUAGGACUAGGACUUAUCAAUAUGGGAUCGGCUAAUAGUGAGAUCCUAAGUAAGCUCAAGGAGCUUUCAAAAGUUGAUCGUACAUUAUUAGUAGAGGCCUCUGUAUAUGGAAUGGGGAUGCUAGGGCUCAAUUCGUGGAAUGUUGAGAUUCUAGAAGAUUUGAAGGCAAUAUCUGGAGAUACAGAAUUUGAGCGUGUGAAAAUAGCUACAGGAGUCGCGUUUUCACUAGUUCUAAUGUUCAGUGAAGAGAUGUUCUAUGAUGAGGGUACCAUGGCGAAUGAAGACUCUAGAAAUUAUAUAAACGAGCUUCUUUCUGAUAAAGAUCCGAUCGUGAAAGCAGGGGGUGUUCUUUCCCUUGGGUCCGCAUUUGUUGGUACAGGGAGACUCAGUGUGAUCUCAUUUCUUCUUCCUUAUAUCAACGAUGGAAGCGAUGAUGUCAAGAGAGCAGCUGUGAUAGCAAUAGGGCUUGUAUGCUGUGACAAUAGAGAUCUUCUUGUAGGAACCUUGGAACCUCUCUCUGAGAACCAUAACUUCUUUGUAAGAGCCGCAGUGGCGAUUAUUCUUGGAUUGUUCCUCUCUGGAACAGGAGAUAAGGUUUGCACCAACAUUCUAGAAGCAUUAAUGUAUGACAGUAACAAUCUCGUGAGACAGUCUGCUUGUAUUGGUGCUGGGUUCAUUACAAUGCAAUGCAACCCGGAGCUUGUUCCGAAUUAUAAGCGUAUCAUUGAAAGGUUGAACAAGUUGAUAGUUGACAAGAAGGAGAAUGGGGCUGUGGAGUUGGGUGCUGUAUUUGGCAGGGGGUUAAGCGAGGCUGGCGGGAGGAACAUUAUCUUUUCUGUGAGAAACAUGUCUGGAAUUACAUCUGCAGAUAGGAUAGCAGGUGCGAUAUUAUUUUUACAUUACUGGUAUUGGUAUCCUCUCUUAAGUAUGGUGUCUUUAUGUGCUCUCCCAACAGGUAUAUUUUGCUUCAAUGAGGAUCUUGAAGAAGAAAACAUCGAAAUCCCGACAUCUAAUCGCUACUACAAUCUUCUCAUACGGCUUCCAGAUGUUAAGAAAGCAAGAAGAUUCAAGCAAAAACCUAAGGAGGAUAAGGAAGUCAUUACUGAGUCUCCGUCUGUAUUGACCUCCGGCAGCAGAUGCACAAUCAAGCAAAGACAGGAGUGCGGCCUUGAUUCCCCUGCAAUUUUUUUUGUGAAGAAGAAAUAA